Messenger RNA from Aspergillus caelatus, 1010 nucleotides. RefSeq lists its product as uncharacterized. The record is from RefSeq and is a predicted model, not a curated record. NCBI's taxonomy places the organism in Eukaryota, Fungi, Ascomycota, Eurotiomycetes, Eurotiales, Aspergillaceae. The transcript has 2 exons. The coding region runs from base 165 to 917 and encodes 250 amino acids.
GAGAUGCCAAUCUUAUAUAGCAUUGCUAUCGCACUGCUCAGGUUGCCUUCAUCAGAUCAUUUGAAACAGAAAUCUACGGUACUACGAUAUUCAACGCUUCAAACUACUUCAAUCCCAUCUGCAGCGCCGAAACCUUACGCAUUUUCAUACAUCUAUCUAUCAUCAUGGAUCUUCAAGGACAGCCCAUCGGUCAAGGACCCCGCAGCACUAAGGUCACCACUGAUCCUGAGGCUUCUCGCAACCCCAUCCAAGAAUCCUCUGGACCAGUGGCCGGAGAUUCUCUUGCUGCCGAAUCUGCCACCAAGGGCGGCGUCUAUUCUCAGAACCGUGGUGCCCAGCCUCUCGGUGUGACUGGCCAGCAGUCUACCUUGAACACCAAGGACACAUCAGCUGCCUCCGAGUUGCCAUCCGCCCCAGUUGGUGCUGCUCGUGAGAACCUCGACAGACAGGAGAAAUACCCUGAAGCUCUCGGUGGCCAAGGUGACUUCCCUGGCCCCCAUCUUUCUACCUCCGGCUACGUUGGUGGCCCCACCGGUUCCAAGCAGCAGCAGCAAGGAGCCCAGAAACAGUCCAAUACCUCUCAGAACCAGCAGCGUGGCGCCGCCAACGCUAGCGGCAGUGGCUACCAGACCCGGUCCAAGACUGGCACCGCACCAUCAUAUGCGCAGGACGUGGUCGGUGACUUGAGCAGCAAGAAGCCCCAUGGCAAGAACUUGCAGGAGGGUGGCUUUGAUGACAGCAACAAUGCGAGCUUCACCGAUAUUGGUGGCGAGAACGACCCUGGCCGUCUCGCCACCAAGGGCUUCCAGCAGAAGCAGACAGAAUCCGGACCUACUGCCACACCGGCUGGCCGGGAGCAGAAGGGUGUCGACGACCAGCACUGGUACCAGCCUUUGCAGUCUGACCAGCGCGCUUAACUGAAUAAUGAUUUUGACGGACGGUAUGAAAAGCUCAUGAGCGGGUAUCUUGUGUUUAUUUUCAUCUCCAGCCUGCAGAAAUGGUCAUGUACU